This is a messenger RNA of Hyla sarda, 1464 nucleotides long. RefSeq names its product transmembrane protein 53 (gene TMEM53). The transcript is spliced from 3 exons. Bases 123 to 971 code for a protein of 282 amino acids. The record is from RefSeq and is a predicted model, not a curated record. Lineage: Eukaryota; Metazoa; Chordata; Amphibia; Anura; Hylidae.
UCAGGUGAUCUCUAGAGAGGAUUCUGAUUGGUGGAUGAUCUGAGGGAACCUUUCCGGCGGCGGGAGGGGGCGGGACAGUCAAUACUGUUGGACCCGGGGUCAGGAGAGGGAGCGCGCGCGGUAUGGGGGACCCGGACAUGGAUUAUACCAUUGUGUUACCGGAGGCGGCGCUGCAAGGACGUCACUGGGAGCAGCAGAGGGAGCCGGUGGUGAUUCUUCUGGGGUGGGGGGGAUGUAAAGACAAGAACCUGGCGAAGUACAGCGACAUCUACCACAAAGAGGGCUGUGUCGUGAUCAGAUACACCGCCGCCUGGCGCACCGUCUUCAUUGCGGAAUCCUUCGGCCUCAGCUCCCUCCGGGAUCAGGCAAAGAAACUUCUGGAGCUUCUGUUUGAUUACGACAUCGACAAGAAUCCGAUUGUGUUCCACGUGUUCAGCAAUGGCGGCUUCAUGCUGUACCGCUACAUGGUGGAGCUGCUGCACUCUCACCGCCAGCUCAGUCGACUCCGCGUGGUUGGCACCAUAUUCGACAGCGCUCCAGGAAACCGCAACGUCCUGGGGUCUGUGCGGGCGCUGAAUACGGUCCUCGCUCCCCGCACCAACUUCGUGCUGCGCUACCUGGCGCUGCUCUUAUUCGCCAUCUUGGUGUUCGUCUUGAGGAUCCUGCUGUAUCCGGCCACGCGGUUCCUGCACAAGAAUCAUUACGACGCCAUGAAGAGCGACCCUUCCCUUUGGCCUCAUCUCUAUCUUUACUCACAUGGCGACAAAAUCAUUGCGCACAGCGACAUCGAGAACAUGGUGGAUAUCCGACGGCGCCGCCACCUCCCCACACACUCUGUAGACUUUGAGAAAUCGGAGCACGUCUGCCAUUACCGCAGGUAUCCGGAGAGGUACGCCGCCAUCUGCAGAUCCUUCCUCAGAGACUGCGUCAGCAAAGCGUCUGCGUUCAGCAGCGAGAUCCCCUCAUUCUAACCAGAUGGAGAGUGCGGUGUGCGCCACGGUGUGCGCCAUUUUCUAAUGGUUGCUGUGAUUUUACUAGUGCCUUCUGUUAUCAGCCGGAAUCUGGAUGAAUUGUGGUUUAUUGUUUUUUGAACUUUUUUUUCUUUCAACUGAGAGAGAAUUUAUUUUACUGAUUUUACCAAAACUUUAUUUGUAGAUCUAAGAAGAAGAAUUUCGUAAUGUGCCUUAAUGGCGUUUACGGGAAAACUCUCUUAUACAGCGUUUCAUGCACCGAUCUCCAUCUGAAAUGCACUGGAGUAACCUGAGGACAUCAGAUCGUCAUGAAUACAGUGAGUGGUCUCCGGGGGGCGCUGCUUCCUUUCUGCACUAGUUUCAUACACAGAUUCACCAUUGUGCGGUCUUGGAUGAUCUGGAUUUGUUCUCCGCCCCCAGCGCAGUUUGUGGAUGAAAUAAAACAGAGAUGUUUAAUAAACGGUUGUAACAAAUUCUGUGUCCCCCAUGUGAU